Tarenaya hassleriana is the source of this 1818-nucleotide messenger RNA. RefSeq names its product serine hydroxymethyltransferase 1, mitochondrial. Bases 58 to 1608 code for a protein of 516 amino acids. The record is from RefSeq and is a predicted model, not a curated record. Gene Ontology annotation, biological process: folic acid metabolic process; L-serine catabolic process; tetrahydrofolate interconversion. Gene Ontology annotation, cellular component: cytoplasm. NCBI's taxonomy places the organism in Eukaryota, Viridiplantae, Streptophyta, Magnoliopsida, Brassicales, Cleomaceae. Gene Ontology annotation, molecular function: zinc ion binding; pyridoxal phosphate binding; glycine hydroxymethyltransferase activity. The transcript is spliced from 16 exons.
GACUCUAAUCUGUUUUCUAGGGUUUCAUCGAGAGAGAAGGAGAGAGCUGAAGCGAAAAUGGCGAUGGCGAUGGCUCUCCGGAGGCUCUCCUCUUCCAUUGACAAGCCCAUUCGUCCUCUUCUCAACGCUUCUUCCUCCGUCUGCUACAUGUCAUCUCUUCCGAGUGAAGCUGUCGAUGAGAAGGAGAGAUCUCGUGUCACAUGGCCAAAACAGCUUAAUGCACCUCUAGAGGUCGUGGAUCCAGAGAUUGCAGACAUUAUCGAGCUCGAGAAAGCUCGGCAAUGGAAGGGGCUUGAACUCAUUCCAUCAGAGAACUUCACCUCAGUGUCAGUGAUGCAAGCUGUUGGAUCUGUAAUGACCAACAAGUACAGUGAAGGAUAUCCCGGCGCCAGAUACUAUGGAGGAAAUGAGUACAUAGACAUGGCAGAGACCCUGUGCCAGAAGCGAGCUUUGGAAGCUUUUAGGUUGGAUCCUGAAAAGUGGGGAGUGAAUGUGCAACCUCUGUCUGGAUCUCCUGCUAACUUCCAUGUCUACACUGCAUUGUUAAAGCCUCAUGAAAGAAUCAUGGCACUCGAUCUUCCUCAUGGCGGUCAUCUUUCUCACGGUUAUCAGACGGACACCAAGAAGAUAUCUGCAGUUUCGAUCUUCUUCGAGACAAUGCCAUACCGAUUAAACGAAAGCACUGGAUACAUUGACUACGAUCAGUUGGAGAAAAGUGCUACUCUCUUCAGGCCGAAACUGAUUGUUGCUGGUGCGAGUGCUUAUGCCCGGCUAUACGACUAUGCCCGCAUCCGAAAGGUGUGUGACAAGCAAAAAGCUGUAAUGCUAGCGGAUAUGGCACACAUCAGUGGACUGGUAGCAGCCGGUGUGAUCCCGUCACCGUUCGAAUACGCUGAUAUAGUCACCACCACAACUCACAAGUCGCUCCGGGGACCUCGUGGGGCGAUGAUUUUCUUCAGAAAGGGGGUAAAGGAAGUGAACAAACAAGGGAAAGAGGUUUUGUAUGAUUAUGAAGACAAGAUCAACCAGGCUGUCUUUCCUGGUCUUCAAGGUGGUCCUCACAACCACACCAUUACAGGAUUGGCUGUUGCUCUGAAACAGGCAACUACUCCGGAAUACAGAGCAUACCAAGAGCAAGUCCUGAGUAACUCUGCAAGGUUCGCUCAGACACUGGAAGAGAAAGGAUACGACCUCGUGUCUGGUGGGACUGACAACCAUCUGGUUCUGGUUAACUUGAAGAACAAGGGCAUUGAUGGGUCCAGAGUAGAGAAGGUGUUGGAAGCUGUUCAUAUUGCAGCUAACAAGAACACUGUUCCAGGAGAUGUCUCUGCCAUGGUUCCCGGUGGCAUCAGGAUGGGAACACCCGCUCUCACUUCCAGAGGAUUUGUGGAGGAGGACUUUGCCAAGGUGGCCGAAUACUUUGACAAAGCUGUGAACUUGGCAGUGAAGAUCAAAACUUCAGCACAAGGAAACAAGCUGAAGGAUUUCGUGUCAAAGAUGCAAUCUUUCCAGUCUGAGAUCACCAAACUGCGCCAUGAAGUUGAGGGGUACGCAAAGCAGUUCCCGACCGUUGGAUUCGAAAAGGAAACCAUGAAGUACAAGAACUAAGGAAGCGAGGGGAGUGGCCAUAUUACAAGGUAAACAUGGAGAAACUGGGAGAUUCAGCAGAGGCGUAAAUGAAUAUUGGAUAAUGUCAUAUCUUAUGCCCGGAUUUCCACGGAAUGUGUAUAGAUAGAUACAUGUAACGCCUUUUACAUACUCUAUGCCCAAACCUUAAACUUAUAUGCUAUGUAAUGAUCAAUAAAUUCAGUUCACCAA